AGAAUUUUUAUCUUUUAUUUUAAAAAUAAAUUGAUUUUGUUAAUUAAUAACAAUUAUAAAUUUCGCCCCCCGUACAUUUGUAUAUAAUAUGCUUAUGUCCGCGUCACCCUCAUUGUGAAAUUUUGUUUCCUAAGUAAAAUUCAACCAUGGAAUGUGAUGACGACAGUGAGGUUAAUUUUGAAUGUGAUUUGGACUCCGAAGCAGAAAGGGCCCUUCUUGAGGAGGACGAUGAAGAUGAUGAGGAUAGGGAUCUUCUUGAAAUUGAUCCUAAUAUUACAAUUGGGAAUGAUACAUGCUCAGAAUUUAGCCCUGAAGAACAGGCUAAACUGUCAUCAACACAGGUGCCUACCUCAUUUAUCUCAUCACCAAAACCUAAACCUCAACAAUUAAGGAAACCGAUCACUUCAAACAAAAGACCAAACAUUGCACAGUAUCAAGAUUCAGUAAAAAAGCCAAGAAAGGGGCAAGCGAAAUUCAACAACGACUUUAACACAAAUAAACUGACGCAAAACGGUGUCAGCAAUGCCUUGAGUAAGACAUUCCCAAAACCGAAUCAAAACAACAACAACGACAACAACAGUGUAACAAAUAAGGUAUUUCCGUGGGCGUCGGGGGUUGUGCCUGGUACCAACCUAGUGCAUACACCCAUCGUCGUGCAGAUCGUUUCCCCACAACCUUUAAUAAAUCUAGAGCCUAACAUGAGAAAUGAAACUGUAACUAGUCAAACAAGCAGACCUACAUCAAAUCAUAUCAGUAUUGAACAGCAGGAGUACAAUUCUUAUUUGCCAGUCAACAAGUGGAACUCUAGUGACUAUUACGAGCCUUGCGACCGAUCGACUGGUAGUUCACGUGGAAGUCAUCAUUCGGACAGUAACCGGUUCGCCAAGAAUGAGGUCUGCAACGGGAUCACGAGGCUUGAACCUUUGUCAUUGAAAAGGAGUGAAAGUUAUUUGAAUUUCAAUAAUGAUUAUUCAAAUCGGAACGAUUGUUUAAGCCACCAAACCAUCAAUCAGUUAGUCGUCAGGAAUAACUUACGUAACAAUGAGUUAAAUUUUACUCCGCCACCGUUAAAUAGAAAAAUUGAGCAUAAUGGGUAUUUUUCACAAGAAGAUAAUGCUAAUCAGUGUAAAAUGAAUAAUGUGGACAUCUCCGAUUAUCCGGAAAAUUACGUAGAAUUAAUGGAAGAGAAGAAAAGACUGAAGCAACAUAUACAGGAGUUUAACAGGAAACGGCACCUUUAUUUGGAGAACAUGAAGAAGCACUCUGAUGAAUAUAUUCCCCAGCAACUUAAACCUUCAUUAGAAAGUGCAGGUAGAAAAAUUGUUCCAAAUCGACAGUUUAAUCAGCCACAUUCGUCGUCAAACGAAAGGGACAUCUUGAUUUCUUCUGCGCCCGACGAUGCACCAGCUCAGUCACAGCAGGUCAAGUUUAUACCAACCAGCUUAAAUCGAUUAAGACAACUCCGACAACAAAACGAGUCUCAAACUACCCAAAGAAAAUCCGUAUUUAGUAGGCUGGAAAUACCAAGAACCACGCGGUAUCCUCAAAAAAUUACUGUGCAAGUGAAUAAAAAUGGAAACAGGACAUACAAAUCUUCAAGUGACAGUUAUUUCAAUUAAUAUCGAUAUUUUUCUAAUAAGUUUAAUACCAUGACAUUGACAUAAAUAAAUAUUUUUUUAUAAAA
This is a messenger RNA of Aethina tumida (small hive beetle), 1684 nucleotides long. RefSeq lists its product as uncharacterized. The record is from RefSeq and is a predicted model, not a curated record. Lineage: Eukaryota; Metazoa; Arthropoda; Insecta; Coleoptera; Nitidulidae. Bases 147 to 1619 code for a protein of 490 amino acids. The transcript has 4 exons.